Messenger RNA from Nakaseomyces glabratus, 2175 nucleotides. RefSeq names its product ATP-dependent RNA helicase SUV3 (gene SUV3). The record is from RefSeq and is a predicted model, not a curated record. Gene Ontology annotation, biological process: mitochondrial RNA 3'-end processing; RNA catabolic process. Gene Ontology annotation, cellular component: mitochondrial degradosome. Gene Ontology annotation, molecular function: ATP binding; nucleic acid binding; RNA helicase activity. NCBI's taxonomy places the organism in Eukaryota, Fungi, Ascomycota, Saccharomycetes, Saccharomycetales, Saccharomycetaceae.
AUGUUUCCCAAUAUGCUUCGACAUCGAUUUCACUACAGGUACAUAUUUGGUGCUCUUAAUCGAAGAACAAUAUCUAGCUAUGGACUUUUUGAGAACAACCAGUGGCUGAUACGAAAACCUCAAUUAAAAUACCUCAAUGCUAAGGAGCGUAAGAACCUGGACACAUUCAAGCUUAAUAUUGACCCCGAGAAGCGGAAAUGCAUAUACACCACAGAUAAAGAGUUCAAGAAAAAUCUGGAGAAUGCGCUAGCUCAUGUAUAUAGUACCCAAAUUGAAAACAGCGCCCCAGAUCAGGUAGAGUUUAGAAAAGUUGCCUGGUUGAGACUCAAAGAUAUGUUAUACAACCAACUGCUUGAUAAAAACCUCCCGGCGAAGAUAAAUGGUUAUGACCCAGGUCUAAUGGAGACCAUAAGUCCCACACAACCGCAACAUAUAAUACCUCACCUUGUAAAAAUGAAUAAAAUAGAUCAAUUAAUAUGGAAGAAAAUAACAGGGAAGACAGAGGGAGUAACGAAGUAUGAACAAUUUCAGUAUCUACUUAGCAGUUAUUAUGACUGCAUAUUGAACCAGGAAAUAAUACCAUCAAUGCUUAAUACCGGAACUGACGAUUCUGUUCAUUCGGUGGAUUUUUCUAACCCAGCAGAAUGGUUUCCAGAAGCCAGAAAAAUCAGAAGACAUAUCAUAAUGCAUGUUGGCCCAACCAAUUCAGGUAAAACUUUUAGGUCAUUACAGAAACUCAAAGCUGCUGAUAGAGGCUAUUAUGCAGGCCCAUUAAGGUUACUUGCUAGAGAGGUUUACGAAAAGUUUAAACACGAGAAUGUGAGAUGCAACCUGCUUACAGGUGAAGAAGUAAUAAAAGAUUUAGAUGAAAUGGGAAAUGAAGCCAACCUAACCUCUGGCACAAUAGAAAUGAUACCUUUGAAUCAAAACUUUGAUGUUGUAGUAUUAGAUGAAAUUCAGAUGAUGGCAGACCUGGAUAGAGGUUGGGCUUGGACCAACGCUUUACUAGGUGCAAAAGCUAAGGAAGUCCAUUGUUGUGGUGAGGCAAGUACGAUUCCCUUGAUUAAGAAAAUCGUUGAGAUGACUGGUGACAAGCUCACCAUAAAUGAAUAUGAACGAAUGGGUAAAUUAGUAGUUGAAGAAGAAGCUCUUACAAAAGGUUAUCACAGUCUAAAAAAAGGUGAUUGUGUGGUAGCGUUCUCAAAAAAAGCAAUCCUGGACUUGAAAUUAGAGAUUGAAAAAAAGACUGAAUUAAAAGCUGCUGUUAUUUAUGGCUCACUUCCUCCAGAGACAAGAGUUAAACAAGCUAAUUUGUUCAACAGUGGUGAAUUUGAUAUAUUGAUUGCGUCGGAUGCUAUUGGCAUGGGCCUGAAUUUAUCAAUCGAUCGUGUGGUAUUCACCACGUCAAAAAAAUUUGAUGGCAGAGACAUGGUAGAUAUGACUAGUUCGGCGAUAAAACAGAUAGGUGGUAGAGCUGGUAGAUUUAAACAAAAUAUACAUGAUAACGGUGAGCUUCCAGUUGGUUACAUCACUGCCGUAAAACCAAAUGUUCUUAAGGCUGUCAGGGAAGCAAUAAAUGCUCCCAUUGAGUACUUAACUAGUGCGACUACAUGGCCAACAGAUGAAAUUUGUACCCAUGUCAUGACUAGAUUCAUGCCAGGCACGACUUGUAAGACGCUACUGGAGACCAUUGCUGCAGAUAUUGAACAAAGCUCUAACAAGCUGUUCCAGAUAUGUGAUUUGAAAGCACGAAUGAGUGCGAUAGAGAUCAUUGAUUCAAUGGAGGACAUAACAUUCUCCGACAAGUUGCGACUGAGUAACGCACCAUUGAAGGAUUUCCCAUUGGUAAAGGCAGCAUUCAAGAAGUUCUGCGACACUAUAGCUAGGGGCCACACUAGAGGCCUACUAUCUUACAGGUUCCCAUUUGACAUACUGAACCUUAAGUACAUUUACACCGAGAAGCACGGACUUGAAGAAUACGAAGCACUAUACAACAUCAUCAUGCUGUUCUUCUGGCUAAGCAAUAGGUACCCGAACUACUUCAUAGAUCAAGAGUCUGCUUCUGAACUGAAAAACUUCUGCGAGAUGAUCAUCUUCGAAAAGAUAGACCACCUGAAGAGAAACCCCUACAUCCGCAAGAAAUUCAUAUCGCCAUACCUGAAAAGGAGAAGGUAA